CGGCAUAUACCAAGGGGAUUAUAAAAUGGCCGCUGAAAGCCCGGGAGAUAAAGUACCGGCGUCCUCCAAGGACAGUGCCUCCUCGGAGGUAAAGGAGGAGACGACUACAGCAAAUGAUUCACUACCACCUGCAAUGGAGUACUGCCCGCAGCCAUAUACAAUGCCGCCAUUUUCCGACUGGCAGACACAGAUGCAAACUCUGGCGGGACCCGUUGCAAGCUUCGGGGACUGCGGCGUCAUGAAUUACGGUAUACAUAACGUCAAUACCACGAGACACAUCUCGCCAGCAGCAUUCCAGCAAAUGGGUGACGUGUAUGGCGCAUAUCCACAAACAGCAGCUCAUGGGCCACGAAUGGUCUAUGGAUACGGAGCUAUUGGUCCCGCCCAAGUUGAUACAUCCUUCAACGCAAUCAAUGCACCCAAUAUGGGAUAUAUGGGAUUGCCUCAAGGGCGUUCCAUGUCAUUUUCCAGCCCAUUUACCGUGGGAGGCAGGUCUUCAUGCGGAGUCCAGCAGUACAUGGUACAGCACCCAAUGAUACAAUAUGUAGAGAAGCAUUUAUUCGGCGGCAAGAUGCCGCAGAAAAAAGUUAACCUCGCGGCAAACCCUAGGAGAAUUUCGGCACCGUACUGCAAAGAUAAAAGUUCCAGCAGAGAUAGUGGCAGCAGGUACAAGAACAGUAAAUUAGGGAGCAUCCUGGAAGAUGACAGAGCAAUGAUAGAUAUGGAGUACUUCAGGCUAUUGCACUCAAGGAUAGAGGCUUUAGACGAACUUGUUGCAAUGUCAAAGCCAAAUGUAGAGGUUGACCAGGAUUUCCUAGUGUCACUAGGUGGGUUGUACAAGGAAUUCAAAGUAGCAACCAAAGAGAUUACUAUCAAACUUGAAACGCACCAAAAGGAGCUCGAGGAACUCUAUUCCCAAAUGGGUCGUAACAUACCGACAAAACAGACAGAACCACACAAGUCAUCGGAUGCAUCAUUGUGGAACUCCGCACUCAAGGAGAUGGACGACUUCCAGGGCCUUGUGGUUGGGGAACAUCGUGAAAAGCGGAGAAAGUACAAGCAAGUGGUGGCGUCAGCAAUUAAGCAUACAUCCAAGAUACAAUCGCGAAGGGCAACGUUGGAGCAGGAAGAGCUGCGUAAUAAAAGGUUAUCUUGCAAGAAUGUAUGCAACAUGGUGGCAGUGUACUGGAAGAAAAUUGAAAAGUUUGCAUGGGAACGCAUGAAACGAGAUUUACAGGCGACUCUACUGGAAAAGAAACGGUUGAGGUUGGACAAAUUUGUUGAGGAUGCAAUUAAGCUGUCGAUCAACCAAAAUGAACGUAUCCGCACCAAAAGGAGAAUCAAGACAGAGGGCUCGGAUGUGAAAAAGGAGACUACGGACACCCACAAGCGCGGUAAAACUAACGAUGGCGCUGCUGUGAACGUGAAAAACGAUGACGUACCAGCUGACGACCAGGAUGAGUUCAUUGUAUCAGAGGAAAUGAAACAAAUGGAACGUGAUGAUGCAGAGCUGGAGGUUGCCAUGGAGCGUGAGAACGAGGCGCAGGACUACAAGCAGGAAAUAGGAGCACUGGAAGAUGACUUGAAUAUGCCAAUAGAGGAGAUUUUAAAGCGGUACCAAGAGGAUGCCGCUAAGUAUGCAGCUGAAUACCAGGAAACAUCCACGCCAGGCGAUGUGGGUUCACCGAUUACAGAUAGUGAUGAGUGUCUGGAUUCCACGGAGUCAGACUCACAGGAUCCCAAUGACGCCACUUCAGGUGGUAAUUUCAAUGUAGAUACCAAGGAGCCACAGUCACUGGAGCUAGACGAUGAGCAGGAGUUUGAUAUCGGCGAGGAUAUGUACAAAAAGCAGGAAAUGGAAGAUGAAGCGCUUGACCAAGAUAUGAGUAGCGACUCUGAUGAUGACACGAAACAGCAACAAGAGAUCCAUGCCUUGCAGAAUGACGCUGAAAUGCCAAUAGAGCAGUUAUUAGAAAUGUACAAAAAAAUGGAAAACGAUCACAUGGAUAUCCAAGAACUACCAAGUCCCAGUUCAACGCAUGAAGUGGCUGGAAGCAAUAGUGACCCACAGGAGCUAUCUGCAGUGUCGUCAGACGAUAGUGAGAAUUCACCAAGAGAUAGUGUGGCAUCAGACGAUCCUGAUGAAGUACAGGUACCAUGCCUUAUCAGGGCUGUGCUGAGACCGUACCAGCUGGAUGGACUCAGGUGGUUGGCGUCACUCUAUCGCAACAAGUCAAAUGGAAUAUUGGCCGAUGAAAUGGGUUUGGGCAAGACCCUGCAGACAAUAGCGCUGCUGGCGCACCUGGCAUGCGACCAUGGUAAUUGGGGACCGCACCUAAUAGUGGUACCAACGUCAGUAUUGCUCAACUGGGAAAUGGAGUUCAAAAAGUUCUGCCCGGGGUUCACCAUACUGUCGUACUAUGGGACACCCGCUGAACGCGCAAAGAAACGUGUAGGAUGGAACAAGGAAUAUGCCUUUAAUGUCUGUAUUGUGUCCUACGCCACUGUUGUACAGGAUGCACAUAUACUCAAGCGCAAGAGUUGGGUUUAUAUGGUACUGGACGAAGCACAGAAUAUAAAGAACUUCCAUUCCAAGCGGUGGCAGACGCUGUUAACGUUUAAUACCCAGGGAAGACUCCUGCUCACGGGAACGCCACUGCAGAACUCACUACAGGAAUUGUGGUCGCUGAUGCACUUUAUCCUGCCAGAUAUAUUCACCUCGCAUAGCGAGUUCAAGGAGUGGUUCAGCGACCCGCUGACGGAGUCUAUCGAAAAGGAGCAGACUGGCGCUACAGGGGCUAUAGUGGACUCCCAGACAGCACAGCUAGUCAAGAAGCUGCAUACAGUGCUCAGGCCGUAUCUACUCAGGAGGCUCAAGAAGGAUGUAGAAAAGCAGAUGCCGUCGAAAUACGAGCACGUUAUCAAGUGCUAUUUGUCACGGCGACAGAGGAUACUGUAUGAUGAGUUCAUUACCAGUAGGAGUACCGUAGAUGCCAUGUCUAACCCAAGCUAUAGGUCAAUGCUAUUUGUGCUGAUGCAGCUCAGGAAGAUAUGUAACCACCCAGACCAGUUGCAGCCGAGACCAGUGGAAUCACCAUAUUACGACCCAGGUAUGAUGCAAGAUGUGGUUAUACCCUCAAUGAUGCUGUUGGAAGACCGUAAACAUGACCAAAGACUGUACAAGUAUGAAAUAAUAUCGUUCUACCGGAACCCACCCAAUUCGCUGCCAGUGUCAAUUGGUUUAACAGGAAAAAUAGAACGAGUAGCUACACCAGUGUCAUUUGUGCGCUCGUACCAGGGAUUAAAGGUCCCGUUCAACAGGUUGUACAGUGAAAAUGAUAAUGGGUACCACAAGAAGCUAGUUCAUUUACCAGUAGUGGAUAGAUUGCCGAUAUCAAAGUGCCUAUCCAGCAAGAGAUCUGGAGGACGAAGGAAGCUGCGAUUAUGUAACCAACUUAUAAAUCGGAUGUUAAAGGUACGUAGCUACGAUCCAGUCAAUUAUCUAUCAAAUUGGCGACGAUAUGUCUCUUCUGGUAUGGAACCAGUGAAAUCUAGGGUUAUAACAGACACGGGCUCUAUAAAUCACCCAGCGGAUCCGAUGAAACUAGGCGAUGGAGCCCCUGGACAAACAGCUACAGAGAACGCGAUUAAUGGUGGCAGCAAUAUCGGUGUCUUAGGGGGACUACGUGAGGACACUCCAGAUAGAAUGUCCAUGACAAGGCCUAUUACCACGAUUGGGUAUUCCGGGGAUCGGGAUGUGCAAGUAUUGGAUAUUGCGGACCUAGGGGGAACCACUAAGUUAAAUGAAUAUAUUAAACAGGCGAAAUCCAAGAACAAGGAUACACUUGUUAACCGUCGAGAACUACUGGAAGUAAAUGAACAGGGAAUCUUAAACCUAUUCAAAGUAGAUAAAAGACCAAAACCAAAAGUGGAGUUGUUUGCCGAUUUAGUCCAGCCUAGCGCAGAUGAUAUUGCAGAGAAGUAUUGGUGGAUCAUGUCAAGGUUCGUAUGUACCACAGGGAGACCAGUUCAAUGCGUACCCAGAAAAGUAUUGAUAUCAGGAACAAAUGGAGUAGCGUUAAACCAAAGUAGAGAGUUACGUGCAAGAAAAGCGCAGAAGAAGCUCUCGAGGCCCUUUAUAAGGUCAAACUUUAUGGAUAAGACCGUGACCAUGGAAAUGACACCGGGGCUACAACGGAUUCUAUUCCCACCGAGAAAUCUACUACACGAUGAUUGUGGUAAAUUCCUGGUACUAGGGAAUUUGCUAAAUAAAUUAAAAAACGAGGGACAUAGAUGUCUGUUAUAUACACAGUUCUCCAAGAUGUUGGACAUACUGGAAAACUGGAUUAAUCUCAUGGGUUUCACCUACAUCAGGCUAGAUGGCUCCACAAAAGUUGAUAUGAGGCAGCGCAUAGUCACGAGAUUCAACGAAAACCAGAAGAUUUUCUUAUUUAUAUCGUCGACCAGAGCGGGUGGUGUGGGUCUAACGCUAACGGGAGCUGAUACAGUCAUAUUUUAUGAUACUGACUGGAACCCAGCUAUGGAUAGACAGGCCAUGGACAGAUGCCAUAGAAUAGGACAGACACGAGAGGUUAACGUCUACAGACUUAUUAGUGAACAUACAGUUGAAGAGAAUAUCUGGAGAAAGCAGCUGCAGAAGCGCAGACUAGAUGAUAUCGUAGUGGAUAAGGGUAACUUCGAUACAGAGACACAUACAUGGUUCUCGAAUGUAGAUACACUACUGAAUAUACUAAAGGAGCAGGGUAGCAGUUCUUCGAGCAACAAUGAUGAUAUAUACGGCAGAAAGGUGCUACACGAGUCGGAAGCACCGGUUGUUGAGGCCGCUACCACAGAGAAGACAAAAUCGCGAGUUGUCAAUAUGUUGGCUGAAGCUGAAGACGAAGAUGAUGCCAAUGCGCUUAAGAGCCAUCACAACGAGCUCGGAUCUGGGACUAAAGACUUCCAAGAUUUCCAAUCGGAUAUCAUAUCCUCAAUGCCUGCGUUGGUGGCAUAUUCCAUCAAGCUGUUGCUACGAUUCAAUACGCCUACACUCAUCGCGCAACGUGAUGAAAUGCAAGUUAAAAUCAAGGUUGCCUCCAUAGAUUCCGAUUACGUAAGUUCGGAUUCGGGUGAUUCGUCUUACUCCGGCACUGACUCGGAUAGUAGUGACCCCGAAGUAGAAGAGUAAUGAUAUAUGCACUAUAAGACCCGGUAAUGUGGUAUUACUAGACAAUCUAUGAUAUGAGUU
Messenger RNA from Babesia bovis T2Bo, 5248 nucleotides. Its product is annotated as snf2-related chromatin remodeling factor SRCAP. The record is from RefSeq and is a predicted model, not a curated record. The transcript has 3 exons. The coding region runs from base 26 to 5188 and encodes 1720 amino acids. NCBI's taxonomy places the organism in Eukaryota, Apicomplexa, Aconoidasida, Piroplasmida, Babesiidae. Gene Ontology annotation, molecular function: histone binding; ATP binding; ATP-dependent chromatin remodeler activity. Gene Ontology annotation, cellular component: Swr1 complex.